AUGACAGAAGAUAUUCAGGCUCCAGCCAGCAUGUCUGAAUACAAUCGGAACGUGCCCUCUGAAGAACCUCAGCUCCAGGUCAUUGAUAUUAUUGAUCAAAUAGCAAAUUCUGUUGAGAUAUUUCCUUAUGAGACUGCAGAGCCUAUUCCUGGUUUUCCACUUACACAAGAAAACCAAGGAGUCACAAAUUUAGUAGAGAGCACAGCAUAUGACGUUUCAGUUGGGAUAAAGGAAAAUCAAGGAAAGCCAGAAGGAAGCAAGGAGAAAAAAACUGAUGUCCCUUCCCAGGAAACAAGAGACUGGGAAGAAGAAUCUGGAGAAGGGUUGUGUGAGGAGGGUCAUCCUGUGAGCAACAUAGACCACGAAGUAGCUAAGCAGGAAGAAAGAACGACACAGCAACCUCAGAACGAAAAGAUCUACAGCACAAACAAGGCAGAGGAGGAACAGGAAGAGGUGCAGCUGAAUGAACCUGAGGAGCCAAUGAAAGAGGAAACACAAUUAGAAGGUAAUGAGACUGGGACAGAGGAAGUCUCAGAUGGCACAGAAGAAGGAAUGCAGAAGGAAAAUGAUGGGGAUGAACAUCGAAACAGGCUGGAGAACAACAGCAAAGAUGUCCAUCUUGCUAGUCCCAGCUGUACCUCUCAGACUGAGAAAUCUGAUGAGCAGCCAGGAUCAAUGAAACAAAAUGAUGUUUCCAGGCAUAGUUAUUCUCGAUACAAUACAAUAUCUUAUCGGAAGAUCCGGAAAGGAAACACUAAACAGAGAAUUGAUGAAUUUGAGUCCAUGAUGCAUUCAUAAAGUUGAGGCAGUGGAUUUGAUUGGCACACCUUUUUUCCUCAAUGACUCUCCUUUUUUCCUCAAUGCCAGACAUUUUUUCACCUGUAAUAUCAAGUUAUAAAAAUAUCUUUUGCGGCUUUGAUCCAAUCUAAAUGUAUGUGUAAUCUAAGGCUGUAAUCCUAUGCACCCUUUUUUAUGUGGGAGUUAGCCCCAUUUAUGACACUGAGAUUUACUUCCAAGUAACUAUGCAUAGGA
Messenger RNA from Rhineura floridana, 1032 nucleotides. RefSeq names its product ermin (gene ERMN). The record is from RefSeq and is a predicted model, not a curated record. Bases 1 to 798 code for a protein of 265 amino acids. Gene Ontology annotation, cellular component: myelin sheath; extracellular exosome; internode region of axon. Gene Ontology annotation, molecular function: actin filament binding. Gene Ontology annotation, biological process: regulation of cell projection organization; regulation of cell shape; morphogenesis of a branching structure. NCBI's taxonomy places the organism in Eukaryota, Metazoa, Chordata, Lepidosauria, Squamata, Rhineuridae. The transcript has 3 exons.